AUGGAACCUAUCGAUGAUUUAGUUUGGAAUUCAGAGGUACCUAUCAAAAAUAUUGGAAUUCGGAGGUUCCGGAUGGAACCUAUCGAUAAUAUUGGAAUUCGGAGGUUCUGGAUGGAACCUAUCGAUGAUAUUGGAAUUCGGAGGUUCUGGAUGGAAGUCAUGGAACCUAUCGAUGAUUUGGAAUUCAGAGGUUCCGGAUGGAAGUCAUGGAACCUAUCGAUAAUUUUGAAAUUCGGAGGUUCUGGAUGCUGA
Molecule: messenger RNA, 252 nt
Organism: Rhizophagus irregularis DAOM 181602=DAOM 197198
Lineage: Eukaryota; Fungi; Glomeromycota; Glomeromycetes; Glomerales; Glomeraceae
Source: RefSeq, a predicted model, not a curated record